This is a messenger RNA of Beta vulgaris subsp. vulgaris (sugar beet), 633 nucleotides long. RefSeq lists its product as uncharacterized. The record is from RefSeq and is a predicted model, not a curated record. The coding region runs from base 1 to 633 and encodes 210 amino acids. The transcript has a single exon. Lineage: Eukaryota; Viridiplantae; Streptophyta; Magnoliopsida; Caryophyllales; Amaranthaceae.
AUGGGGUUCUUCAUUACAUUCAUUUAUGGCUUUAAUGAGAGAAAUAGCAGAGUGGAACUAUGGGAAGACUUGAAGGCUAUUAAUACAAUUGAACCAUGGGUGAUAUGUGGUGAUUUCAAUUGUAUAAUAAGUACUGAAGAGAGGAUAGGAGCUCCUGUAAGGGAGGCUGAAAUGGCAGAUAUGAGAGAAUGCUUGAUGUUUUGUGGUUUACAAGGUAUCAAAAGCACAGGUAACUUUUUCACAUGGAAUAAUAAACAGGAAGGAGGUAGUAGAGUGUUUUCUAAGCUUGAUAGAGUGAUAGCAAACCAAGCUUGGAUAGAUGGUUAUCCAUCAGCUGAAGUCUCUUUUCAGAAUGAAGGAGAGUUUGAUCAUACACCAGCUCUACUUAUUGUAUAUCCAAUUGAUAUAACAGGUAGAAAACCUUUUAAAUACUUCACCAUGUGGAGGACAUCUCCUCAGUUCAUGGAUAUCAUUAUAAGGGUAUGGAAUGGAACAAUUCAGGGUACAAAGAUGUAUCAAGUGAUGAGGAAAUUGAGAAGCACUAAGGCAGAGUUGAAAAUAUUGAAUAAAGAAGGAUUUUCUGAUAUUCAAGCAGCUGAUAUACAAGCUUACAAUAAACUGAUGAGAGCCUAA